Messenger RNA from Amoebophrya sp. A120, 1596 nucleotides. The record is from the annotation of a GenBank genome assembly. Lineage: Eukaryota; Dinophyceae; Syndiniales; Amoebophryaceae.
AGUUUCUCGUGCGAAGCUGUUGUAGACCACCUCCGUCACUCCUUUGGAUAUCCGAGGAAAAGUCGAUUGUUCUUCUUGGAGAAAGCGAAUAUAAGUAAACAAAUCAUAGGGCUUAAUAGCCGCGAACGAAAACAUGCCAACUUGUUCCUCACCAGCUUCAAAACCUUUGCGCGACACCAGCCUCCAUCCAGCAGGUCCGGCUGAACAAGGUCCAGACGAAACUACUGCGCCCGGCCUUUUUGGUAUUGCGCAGAGCAAUGUGGCCUCUACUUGUGCCAUGAUAGCUCGUACGCCGCCUCAGAUGAAGGAAGAUAGCGCUUCACCUACGUCCUCGGGAAUUUCGUACCCUUCUCUUGGGAAUUUAGCACCCACCACUUGGGAAGCGGCGCUUUUGGGUUUCGUCGCCGAGAAGGUGCAAGCGGUCCAGGAUACCUACGAUGGAUCCCACGACUUCGCGCACAUCGUCCGCGUCGCGCGCCUCCUGGAAACGCUUUUGGAGCGCGAGGACGCUGCGGUGGCGGGAUCGCCACGUGGUCUUGGCGCGACGGCCGCGCCAGAAGGAGAUACUUCUUCCUGUUUUCGCCCAUCCUCGGCAGAUGAAGAGGUAGUACAGGGCGACUGCAGGUCCACCUCGCGGCCUUUAUUCAGCAGAAGUGAUCUUUUGGUUGCGCGUUUGGCGAUUCUCCUGCAUGACGUUGACGACCACAAAUACGCAAAACCGCCGGGGGACGAGAGUGGGAAACCUUCUUCCUCUUUCGCAGCGAAGAUUUUCGCAGAGACAAGGUGUUGGGAAGAAGUAAACGUCGACGAUGGAAUAUUAGAAGCAAAAACUUUCCUUACCCCUGAGAUCAUCGACCGCGUCACGUUCCUGAUUCAGCAUGUGUCCUAUUCAAAAGAGCAGAAAUUUGUGCGCGCGCACGGGAAAGAGGCUUUCACCGAGCAGGUUCACGCCAAGGAAUGCAUGCUAAAGUACGUGCAGGACGCGGACCGCAUCGAUGCGCUCGGGGCGUUGGGCAUCGCGCGGUGUUUCGCCUAUGGUGGCAGCCAAGCUCGACCGCUCUACUCCGAGGAAAGCCUAUUUCAGCUGGAGGAAGGGUAAAAAUGCUGGUGUUUCCUGCUGCUCAUGCUCAAGUGUUGGCAUACGCAGGAAUGAUGGACAUGGCUUGUUCGAAAGUGCUGCAUAUCCAAAUCGUGAUCUUCCAUACUAGGGGCAUUCUAUGGAACAUUCCUUUAUCGCCGCCCUGGCCCUCCUCGGAACCUGCUCCGUAGAUUAGGUUGUGCUGCUUGAUAAUGUUGUGAAAAUACUUAUCUUUGUGACAUCGAGGAGGAGGAGUAAACUGACUCGUGCUGUAUGAUCCUGAAAAUCCAUUCAUUCAAACAUCAUAUCGCAGCUGUGACAGCCCCGGAGAAGUUCCCGAAAGCGUCCGGUCGCAAGCGGAUCGUCUCGAGGACGGGGUCGCACAUUUUUACGAAAAGCUGUUUUUUCUGAAAGAGCGCCUGAGCACGGAGUCAGCUCGGGAAAUGGCAGAGCAGCGGCACAGAUAUAUGGUGCAAUUCCUGGAGCAGAUGCGAGAAGAGGCGGCGGGAAGGCGAUGA